Molecule: messenger RNA, 2334 nt
Organism: Symbiodinium sp. CCMP2456
Lineage: Eukaryota; Dinophyceae; Suessiales; Symbiodiniaceae
Source: the annotation of a GenBank genome assembly
AUGUCAGAGCGCGCUGCAGCAGUUGCUGCCUUGCUCGGCGCGGUCUUAGUGCAAGUCCCGCUCAUUCACUCUCCUGCGCGGGCUGCCUGGUGCUGGCCGUCAGAGCCCCCGGUCUGUGCGGUGCCAACUGUGGCAAACGGGAAGUGUGUAGAUGACAACAAUGCCACGCUCACGACCAUGGCACCUGCAGGGGUCUGCACCCCUAUGUGUGAUGACGGAUACGUCCUGGUUGGCACCUGCACGCAGUUGCAGUGUCCUCGUUCAGGCCCGGAACCGGGGUGCUUGCAAGACCUCUCAGAUGAGACUUGGUGGGCUCCCUGUGGAUUUGGUGCAGUCUGCAUUGAAAAUGGAGGCAGCCUGGGCCAGCCGGCAUGGGAGAGAUUUGGAAACUUCCGGUGCUUGGCCGAGGGCUCCUCGGAACUCGUGGGUGUUGCACGCUGCGAUGGCGUAGCGACGGCCACUGCGCCACCAGAGCCCGAGGGCCUCACCGAUGCGGAGAUGCUGGACUAUGGGACGCUGGGCAUCCUCGGGGGCUUGAUCGUCGUUGGCCUGCUCGGGGCCGCGAUCUCCUACACCGCUGGGGGCGGCGUGGCUCGGUGCAUGUUCAUGCCCGGCCCAAUGCAGUGGUCCCCCAGCAACAACUUCGGCAUCUUGGCCGUGCUGAUCGCGCUUGUGGGCGCUUGCCUGCUGCCCCAGGCCAUGCGGUCUACUGGCAUCGCCGCGGGCAUUGCCGCCAUGCUCACGAUCAUGUGGUCCUACUUCAAGGGUGGCGUGCACGACCUCGUGGGGAUGACCCGUGAAGCUGCCUGGCGCAUCCACACCACGAUCGGCACGCUGACCCUCAUUCUGGGUGUGCAUGGGGCAGUGGCAAUCGCGGAGAAGGGUGCUGAUAUUCAGCAGAAUGCCUUCUGGGUUGUUGGCAUUCCAGCCGCUGUCUUGAUGAUCCUUGGAGUGGUGCCGGCACCUUUCGUGAGCUAUGACAAGUUCAAGCUUCUGCACUUCAUUAGCAUGUGGGGAUAUAUCGCUGCCCUCAUCCAUAUGUUCGACCAUGCGAUCAGCUUCCAAACCAUCGCCUCCAUUUCUGUGGCCGUCGGGAACGGAGUUGCCAUGCUGGCUUUCAUUGUCCAGAAGGUCUACACCAAGGCGGCACAUGGGAAGGUAACCGUGAAGACGGCGGAGCUUGUCAACGAGAGUGGUGGUCAGUCAGUUCCCAACUUCAAGUUCAAAGCCGGUCAGUGGGCUCACCUCGCAGUGGGCAAGGCUUCGCCUGUGCCCCACCCUUUCACCCUCGUCCCGGGCGAGGCCAGCGACGAAGUCAGGAUUUUUAUGAAGAUCAACAGGAGCGGCUUCACAUCGAAGAUGGCGAAGCUUUGCAGCCCUGAUGCAACCCCUCCUCCCAUGAAGCUGGAGGGCCCCUAUGGGCGGCCGUCCGUUCCAGCGCCGGGGAUGGAGCGCACCGUAUUUGUGCUUGGAGGUGUGGGAAUUACGCCUGGUCUCUCGCUGGCCAAAGCCGCAGCAGAAGCAGCCUCCGGAACAAAGGCGUGGUAUUGGGCCCUCAGAAGCCUUGAGUUGCUCAACAAAUCAGCUCCCCUCCUGGAGCCACACCUGGAUGCGGAUCUCAGCGCCAUCCGGCUGAACGGUGCUGGUACGCAAGAGGGAGGGAGUGGCAUGCCGCUGAACGCCAAAUAUGGUUCUGAGGAUAUCGGAGCAUGGCUGGAGUCGGUAGGCGGGGAGUAUGUCAAGGCAGGCGUCAAGCAUGCCAUGGUCUUCAUUUGUGGCCCUCCGGGCCUUGCAGAGGCAGCUAAGGCCGCCGCAAAGCGCUCGGCCGGGGGUCUCGCAUGGCACGUUCACGUGGAGGAGUUCUUGUUCCUCCCCUCCUUGGGCCCCUGCGCGGGGAAGACAUCUCAGACGGUUCCCACUCCAGGAACUGAUGCUGAGAAUGCGAAGCCAAUUCAAUUUUCAUUGAUCCUGGCUGGCCACAUCGUAAGGAAAGGCUUGAUGAUUGUUGUGUUCGUGCAGGCGGCGGCAAAGCCUCAGAAUGAACAGACGCCGACCACAGCUGCUGAAAACCCGGCCCGUCUGGCCUCGUUAAUGCUUCGUAGUCCUUCUUUGUUGCUCAUGUGCGGUCGGUGCACUGGUGAUGGCUGGUGCACAGGAAUCUGUAGGCUAUACUUACAUACACGCACGUACAUAUACCUAUAUGUAUAUAUAUAUAUAUACAGAUAUAUAUGUAUAAUUAUCUACAUAUAUAUAUAUAUACUUAAAUCAAAUCGCUCUGAAGCGGCUCAAGCUUUCGACUGUUUGACUUUCGGCCGGACGCGAGCCCUGGGUUGA